AUGCCACGUCCAAAACGAACAAAAAUAACUCGUCCUGCUGCGAAUGCGCCCACUUUGCACGUCAUACAAUCAACGAAACCAGUCGAGACAGAAUCUGUACCAGAUGCAACACCAGCGGCGCGUCCAUUCGAUGAAUUAUAUGAUAUUAGCGAUGAGGAAUUUAAUAGAUCUGCGAGUGCGAAAAAGCUGAACAAGGGAAAGACUGUUGCGAUACGAAGUAGCGGUCGCAAUGCUUCACGCAACAUUGAAGAUACAGAACCUAGGAAAGCCAAGGAUACCGCGAAACCGAACAAUGCGCCAGAAUUACAAUCAGAUGAGGAUGCUAUGCAGAUACCUAGUAGUCCUCGAAUCGAGGCUGGAAGAAGAGGUAGACCUACAUCUGCCAUGGACAAUUCUGUGCUUGCGAUUGGCAAUUUUCGGAGGAGGGCUCGAGAACCAAGUAUACUAGGACAGCAAACCGCACGAGCUCGAUCCAGUAGUAUAGAUUCGGACUUGGCAGAAGAGAACGGUCUUACAAGUGUUGGCAAGAGGAAUGCAUCUGGGCUAGGCUUGGGAUCAUUCAGAGGACGUGCCGGAUCAAGGAGACCAAGUAGCGUAGGCCGGGAUAGACCAGAAAUUGGAUCAGUUUUGCGACUUGGUAACUUCAAAAGAAGAGCUCGGGAACCUAGUAUUUUGGGAACGGCGCGAAAACCACAGCAAUCAAGACCUACAUUUGGUUCGGACUCAGAUUCGGAUGAUUUUGCGCCCGAAGAUGAAUCAACGCCUUUGAACUUUGCCAAAGCAAGAGCUGUACCUUCAUCUUCGAGUUCAAGGAAACGGAAACUAUCCAGCGUACAAGUCCCACGUUCACAAGAGGCUGCGCAGGCCCAACCAAGUCCUUCUAAAUUGCCUGUAGAAGACUCAGAGCCUGAAGACACAAUCCCUGCGACUGCGCCGAUAGAAAGCGAUGAGGAGGAUGAUUUACCGGAACUUGAAAAGGAGCCUUCGCUUGAGGAUUCGCCGUUGUCAUCAAUCGAACGUGUUUCAACCCCCGAGCCUAUGAGUGAAACUAUGGCACCUCCAUGUGGUAGUAGUUCUCCUCUUUCACCUGCUCAAUCUUUACCAUCACCUCCACCCCCGCAUCAACCUGUCUUAAAUCCACGUCAAGCAAUUAUUCGACCUCGACGCAUAAUAAAUCCUCGAACUCCAACGCGUGCCACAAAUUCAGAAACACAAUCUUCACCCAUAUCUUCUCCACCAUCACUCACACAUUCCCCUGAUAUACCCACUCGUUCUACCUCCAAAAGACCCACUCGUAAAGCCGAACCUCAACCUGCAACCCUCUCUACCGCAGCUCUUCAAGCUCUUCUUCCCAGGCGUCGUCAACGUAAUCGGUCCGCUUUAGAUGUGGAAUCCUCGGAUAGUGAAGUCGAUGUUACCGGUCUUGGCGAACACGAUGACGAACUAACCAUAACCGCCGCCCCAACUUCUCGUCGCCAAGCUUCCGUUAGACCUAUUUCUAAAGCAUCUGUCCCAUCUUCAAAACGUACUCAAAAGACUAAAUCUACUGCCAAAGGUAAAGGAAAAAGAACCUACGGAAGGACCCUGGUAACCACAACAUCAGAUAAGGAAAAUGAAGUCGACCCAGAUGAUAGUUUGGCAUCUCUACAAGACGAAGCAGCACCAGAAGAGCCCCGAAGUGAAAACAGUCCCGAACUCGAGAAGAGAGUAGGAAAGGAAUUGAAAAAGGCAGCAAAGAAAUUCCAAGAAGUUGACAAGUGGGAGUUAGAUUUUGAGGAAUGCGAGGCGAGUAGUGAUCAACUAGCUCGCUAG
Sclerotinia borealis F-4128 is the source of this 1812-nucleotide messenger RNA. NCBI's taxonomy places the organism in Eukaryota, Fungi, Ascomycota, Leotiomycetes, Helotiales, Sclerotiniaceae. The record is from the annotation of a GenBank genome assembly.